UCACCUAGACUCCGUCCUUAAUACUAACAAGUGGUAUCAGAGCCAUAUUAAGGACAUUGAGAGGAGUCUACAGAAGUGUGAAGACCCUUCUAGACCCACCAUGGCCUUCAAGAAAGUGCAGCAGCAGCAGACACAUGGUGAGGUGCUUGCUGGUGUGGAUGCGAGUGCGGCAUGGGCUAAGGCUUCAUCAAGGAGUGGUGAGGCCGAUUGGGAGACAUGGCAUGAGAGGCUGUGUCAUGUGAACUUCCCUAUGCUGCAGAAGUUGGUGAAGGAUAGGAGCCUGAAGGGCUUGGAGGUGAAAGGGGGAGUGAAGGAGAUUGGGAGCUGCCCUACAUGCUUGGAGACCAAGUUCUCCAACUCGCCAAGAAUGCUUGUCUGCAUGGGCUGACAAAACACAUAAGGCCUAAGUGGCAUUGGGUGAGGACACUCCUUGAUAAGGAGGUGCGGCUGGACAUAGUGAAGACCCAUCAGCAGGCAGCAGAUAUUUUCACUAAGCGACUGGCGGAGGCGGAUCAUUGGAAGGGCAUGAAGCUUGCUGGGAUGA
Messenger RNA from Closterium sp. NIES-67, 544 nucleotides. Lineage: Eukaryota; Viridiplantae; Streptophyta; Zygnematophyceae; Desmidiales; Closteriaceae. The record is from the annotation of a GenBank genome assembly.